Chaetura pelagica (chimney swift) is the source of this 816-nucleotide messenger RNA. RefSeq names its product farnesyl diphosphate synthase (gene FDPS). The transcript is spliced from 8 exons. The record is from RefSeq and is a predicted model, not a curated record. Bases 70 to 816 code for a protein of 248 amino acids. Gene Ontology annotation, cellular component: cytoplasm. Gene Ontology annotation, molecular function: dimethylallyltranstransferase activity; (2E,6E)-farnesyl diphosphate synthase activity. Lineage: Eukaryota; Metazoa; Chordata; Aves; Apodiformes; Apodidae. Gene Ontology annotation, biological process: trans, trans-farnesyl diphosphate biosynthetic process.
CGCUGCGCCCUGGCCGUGGGCUGGUGCAUCGAGCUGUUCCAAGCCUUUUUCCUCGUGGCCGACGACAUCAUGGACGCGUCUCUCACCCGCCGGGGGCAGCUUUGCUGGUACAAGAAGGAGGGGAUUGGUCUGGAUGCCAUCAACGAUGCCUUCCUCCUGGAGUCCUCUGUCUACAGGCUGCUGAAGAAGUACUGUGGGCAGCGGCCCUAUUACCUGCAGCUGCUGGAGCUGUUCUUGCAGACUGCCUACCAGACUGAGCUUGGGCAGAUGCUGGACCUCAUAACUGCUCCUGUUUCCAAGGUGGAUUUGAAUCGCUUCAGUGAGCAGAGGUAUAAGGCAAUUGUUAAGUACAAGACAGCAUUUUAUUCCUUCUAUCUGCCUGUGGCUUCUGCCAUGUACAUGACUGGCAUUGACAGUAAAGAGGAGCACGACAAUGCCAAAGCAAUCUUGCUGGAGAUGGGCGAGUUCUUUCAGAUCCAGGACGAUUACCUGGACUGCUUUGGGGACCCAGAGCUGAUGGGGAAGGUUGGCACUGAUAUCCAGGACAACAAGUGUAGCUGGCUGGUGGUGGAGUGUCUGCGCCGGGUCACACCAGACCAGAGGAGGAUCCUGGAGGAGAACUAUGGCUGCAAGGAGCCCGAGAAGGUGGCAAAGGUGAAGGAGCUCUAUGAGACUGUGGGCAUGAGGGCUGCUUUUCAGGAGUAUGAGGAGAGCAGCUACCAGCGCCUGCAGGAGCUGAUCAGUCAGCACAGCAACCACCUCCCCAGGGACAUCUUUCUUAGCCUAGCUCAGAAGAUUUACAAGCGGCAGAAGUGA